AAUAGAGUCAUCCCCCAGAAAGGGUUUUCCUCUCUCCCUUGGCCUCACCUUCUCCUCUCUUCUUUGCUCUCCGCAGAAGAGAGAGAAACUCUCAGAACUCUCUCUCUCCCUCUCUCUUCCGUCUGCCUUCGUUCUCUCUCUCUCUCUCUCUCUCUCUCUCAAGCGCGUGCGCGCGCCCUGAGAUUUGGCCUCUGCGGGCGGCCGAUUCUCGCUACAUCUUCGUUGAUCGGACGGCGGCGACUCUCUUUCGAAACUGAACGGUUGAGGUAUUAUGCAGGCUGAUCAGACGGUGUUGAGCUUGAGGCCUGGUGGUGGAGCCAACCGAGGAAGCAAACUCCUUGGUUCGCGGUUCGAGUCCUCUGCUCUCGGUUCUUCGUCUUCUGCUUUGUCUUCUGAUCUUCCUCUGCUGCGUCCCCAUGGUGGUGCAUCUGCUGCUUUCUUCCAAAAGACUGGAGACUUGCGCUUUGAGGGCCAUGACCGUGUGCGGUAUACCCGAGACCAGCUGUUCCAGCUUAGGGAGGUUGUUGACGUCCCUGAGGAUAUCUUGAAGAUCAAACAAGAAAUUGAAGCUGAAUUUUUUAGUGAAGAUCAAAAUUGGAGUCGAGGAGAAAGCACUCUGCUAAAUCAAUCUCAGAGUCGGUACUCUGAGCCAGACAAUCGUGAUUGGCGUGUCCGUUCUGCACAGUUUCCGACCUCUGGAGAGGAGAGGUCCUGGGAAGCUAUUCGAGAGAACAGAGAUUUUGCUGGUAGAUUUGACUAUAGACAGUCGGAAUCAAAUCAAUUCAAUCGCCAAGACCAACUCAGCUCCCAAUUUGCUAGGACACAAAUCUCCCAAGUGGGAGGACCUGCUCCAGCUCUAAUUAAGGCUGAAGUGCCCUGGUCUGCUCGAAGAGGGAGUCUCACUGAGAAUGAGCGGGUCUUGAAGACUGUAAAAGGGAUUCUGAACAAGCUGACGCCAGAGAAGUUUGAUGUUCUAAAGGGUCAACUGAUCGACUCCGGGAUCACUUCUGCUGACAUCUUAAAGGAUGUUAUCUCACUUAUAUUUGAGAAGGCUGUGCUGGAACCUACAUUUUGCCCUAUGUAUGCUCUUCUGUGCUCCGAUCUCAAUGAAAAGCUCCCCCCAUUCCCAUCUGAUGAACCUGGGGGUCAAGAAGUCAAGUUUAAGCGUUUACUCUUGAAUAAUUGCCAGGAGGCAUUUGAAGGCGCUGACAAGCUGAGGGCAGAAAUAAGGCAGAUGACUGCCCCUGAGCAAGAGAUGGAACGCAGAGAUAAAGAAAGAAUGGUCAAACUUCGCACUCUUGGAAACAUCCGUCUUAUUGGGGAGCUUCUGAAGCAGAAGAUGGUUCCUGAAAGGAUUGUCCAUCACAUUGUUCAGGAACUUUUAGGGCAUGAUACUAAAACAUGUCCUGAUGAGGAAAAUGUGGAGGCUAUAUGUCAGUUUUUCAACACUAUUGGUAAGCAACUUGAUGAAAGCCCAAAGUCACGGCGGAUUAAUGAUGUGUACUUUGCCCGAUUGAAGGAACUGACAGCAAAUCCUCAGUUGGCUCCACGAAUGAGAUUUAUGAUUCGUGAUGUUCUUGAUCUGCGUGCAAAUAACUGGGUUCCCAGGCGCGAAGAAGUGAAAGCAAAAACUAUAACUGAAAUACACUCGGAAGCGGAAAAAAAUCUUGGCCUGCGUCCAGGUGCCACUGCAAGUAUUAGAAAUAAUCGCGGUAUUGUUUCUGGUGCUCAAGGGAGUAUUGGCUUUCCUAUCAAUCGACCAGGCUCUGGGGGAAUGAUGCCUGGAAUGCCUGGUGCUAGGAAAAUGCCUGGGAUGCCUGGAAUUGAUAAUGACAAUUGGGAGGUUCCAAGGGCUCGGUCAGUGGCGAAGGGAGAUGGAUCGAGUGUUCAGCCUGCUGGACGUGUCCAACCACCAUUAAUUGGUAGGCCAGCUUCAUUGAACUCCAGACUGUUACCCCAGGGUAGUGGCGGUCUUAUUAGUGGCAAGACUAGUGCCCUGCUGCAAGGCAGCGGUGCUCCUCCUGUUCGCCCUUCCAACAUUGGUUUGGGUGUGGACCAUGUGUCUCAGACCCCUGUCCCGGCUAAGCCUGUUCCAGCAGCAUCUAUGCCUCCAGCUGCUGAUAGACCCCAGGCUACUGUGUCAAGGUUGAAUCCGGAUGAACUUCGUAGAAAAACAGUCUCCCUUCUGGAGGAAUAUUUCGGUGUCCUGAUUUUGGAUGAGGCAUUACAGUGUGUGGAGGAACUGAAUUCCCCAGCUUACCAUCCUGAGGUUGUCAAGGAAGCCAUUUCUCUUGCGCUGGAGAAAAGCCCACCAUGUGUUGAACCUGUCGCAAAACUUCUAGACUACUUGUUUUCUAAGAAAGUUCUUACUGCUAGAGAUAUAGGUACUGGAUGCUUACUUUAUGGCUCAAUGAUGGAUGAUAUUGGAAUUGACCUACCAAAAGCACCAAAUUAUUUUGGAGAAAUAAUGGGAAAACUAGUUUUGGCUAGAGGAUUGGACUUCAAAGUGGUUAAAGAAGUCUUGAAGAAGAUGGAUGAUGAGAGGUUUCGGAAAGCUAUAUUCGAUGCUGCAAAGAGAAUUGUUGAUUCCAGUCCUUCUGGGCAAUCACUGUUGGAUUCACAGAUAUCUGAUAUUGAGGCUUGCCGAGACCUGCUUUAGUCAGCCUACUCUUUUUGGCACGAGUAGUUCAUUUCUGUAACUGCAUAAUCAUCUGUCGUCACGACAUUUGCUUCUUCAUAGUGCCUCUCCAUUUACUUUCGAGGCAAUCAACUUGUAUUACAGUAUGUGAUAAGGUGGAGCGCGAAGAACAGGUAAUUUUAAUUGAGUUGUAUAUUUUUUCAAUGUUAUAGUUGUGUGUUCUAUUGAAAAAAGAAAUCAAAACAUAAUGUUGUGGAUUUUGUUCUCGAGCAUGGCCAAUCGUGCUGAUUUCUUCAAGAUGAAUGGCCCUUCAUGGGACCCAGUUGUUUUGUAUUGAUUAGUUUUAAAAAUUUUUUU
This is a messenger RNA of Malania oleifera, 2995 nucleotides long. RefSeq names its product eukaryotic translation initiation factor-like. Gene Ontology annotation, cellular component: eukaryotic translation initiation factor 4F complex. Gene Ontology annotation, molecular function: mRNA binding; translation initiation factor activity; protein binding. The coding region runs from base 272 to 2659 and encodes 795 amino acids. The transcript is spliced from 9 exons. Lineage: Eukaryota; Viridiplantae; Streptophyta; Magnoliopsida; Santalales; Ximeniaceae. The record is from RefSeq and is a predicted model, not a curated record.